ACAGGACGCGCCCACUGCUGGCUGCCGACUAAAACGCACCUGCGCGCACCAGAGCCACGGCACGGGACGCCGAAUAUUCAGCUGCAAGACAUGGCGAGGUUAAGCGAGCAUGGGAUUCGCCUGAGUUCCAUGAGUCCUUCCUUCCUCAACAGCAACUCCACCAGUCACACUUGGCCGUUCAGCGCUGUGGCAGAGUUAAUAGAUAAUGCAUCCGAUCCUGGUGUGUCUGCGAAACAGAUCUGGAUAGAUGCAGUGAAUGAAGCUGAUCACCUCUGCAUCACCUUCACUGAUAAUGGCAGCGGCAUGACCCCCAACAAACUGCACAAGAUGCUCAGCUUUGGUUUCACAGAAAAGGGCUCAGGUAAAGCCAGUCUGCAGGCCAUCGGCGUGUACGGUAACGGCUUCAAGUCUGGCUCGAUGCGCCUGGGUCGUGAUGCCCUAAUCUUCACCAAAAAUGGUGGCUGUCAGACUGUGGGAAUGCUGUCUCAGACCUACCUGGAAAACAUCAAAGCCCAGGCUGUCAUCGUCCCCAUCGUCCCGUUCAACCAACUAACCAAGUCGCUGGUUGUGACUGAGGAUUCGGAGGCCAGCUUGGCAGCCAUCCUCCAGCACUCCAUCGUCAGCUCCCUGGAGCAGAUACAGAAACACUUCGACUCGAUUCUCUCCAAAAAAGGCACCAAGAUAUUAAUCUGGAACAUCCGCAGAGCCAAAGAUGGUAAGACGGAGAUCGACUUUGAGACUGAUCCAAGUGACUUUCGUUUGCCUGAGAUUCAGAUUGAAGAACUGAAGAAGGGUCCGAGGAAAAGCGGAUCAUUGAGACCUGAGCACAACAUCCCAGACAUGCAUUACAGUCUCAGGGCCUACCUGAGCAUCUUGUACCUGAAGCCGAGGACACAGGUCAUACUGAGGGGGAGGAAGAUUCUGACCAAGCUGGUGUCAAAGAGGCUGAUACACAUCGAGCACGACGUGUACAAACCUCACUUCAGUAAAGAGAAGGUGAAGGUGACCUUCGGGCUGAACCCCAAAAACAAGGACCACUACGGCAUCAUGAUGUACCACAAGAAUCGACUCAUUAAAGCGUAUGAGAAAGUUGGCUGCCAGCUUAAGGCUUCGGGUCAAAGAGCAGGAAUCGGGGUCAUCGGCAUCAUCGAGUGCAACUUUCUCAAACCUGCUCACAACAAGCAAGACUUUGAAUACACCAAAGAAUACAGACUCACCCUCGGAGCUUUGGGCCUAAAACUCAACGACUACUGGAAAGAGGUGACGGAGAAGAAGGCCAGAGAGCGAGAGUUUCAGGCUGUAGACAAAGAUGAAAACGGCGGUGAUGAGGGUCCCAUGUGGUUGCAGUGUGAAGAGUGUCUGAAGUGGCGAAGCGUCCCUGCGAGUCAUUAUGAUGUCACUCCUGAAAACUGGAACUGCAGCCAGAAUCCCAAUCCACGUUACAGAAGCUGCUCUUCACCAGAGGAAGCAGAGGACAGCGAGGAGCUGUUAACGCCCAGCUACCAGAAGAACCACAAGAAACUAGAGCACCCCAGAAGCAGAAAACGAGAAAAAUCAUUAGAGGUUUGUGAGUUCCAGGAACCUGUAACUAAACAUCAAGGCCUCUCACGCAGCUCAUCAGAACCAGUCCAGCCCACCUUCCAGGACACAAACACACCUGAGCAUGCAACCACAAUACUUCGGCGUCAUACAGAGGAUAAGACACUUAAGCAUGUUGAGACAAACGCAGAUCGCCUCACAGAUCAUUGUCGAGACACACACACAAAUGAUGCACAGACACAGUCAGUCACAAACACGGAAGAGAAACCUGCUGGAAGUUACAAAUCCAUUAAAGACAAGAAUGAAACCACUGCGGGACAGAUGCUUGUGGAAAAUGAAGCAAAUGAUCAGAAUCUCGGAGAUGAAGAGUGUCACAAAAAGAAUAACGUGGAGGAGCGCAUGGACACUUUAAGCCACAAAAGGCCGUCAGAAUCAUUACUUCACUUUGUGAAGAAGAAGCGCUACCUCUGCGAAGACCAGCAGCCUGACUCAAGAAAUCUACCAGAUGAGCUGCAUCCAGGGAAACAAACAGACAUAUUCAAGAUCGUGUCCACGGAAACAAACAGAAAGGACAGCGGAGACCGAUUAGAGAACUCAGACACGCUGCAGCAAACCCCCAGCAGCCACACCUGGACCCACUUGUCCGCCUCCACCCAGACUGUGGUGGUUUCCCCGCUGAGCCGAACAGAAGGUUCACACAGCAGGACGCUGCCUCCAGAAGCAGGCGAACGGGAAGCCAAAGUGCAGAGGCUGGCUGGGUUGGAGAAGGAGGUUCAUAGGCUGCGGAGCCUUCUGGGUCUGGAAAUCACAAAGACAACUCAAUGCACAAUGACGAGUUCUGACAGCAGCGCAGAAGAGCCAAAACAAAAGGCGGAGAGACCAUCAGCAUCCACAGCAAACACAGAGGUCGGCUGCCAAACGGACAUGGCUGAGUGCUCUAGUUCCUCAUCCUCCAGCCCAGUUCAGGCUGCAGGACCCCAGGGGCUGCUGGCUCAGGCUCAGAAAGCUGUAUUAGAGCCAAAGGAUCAGCCAGAGCAGAACAAAACCAGGAAGAAUGAGAGUCAGAGCAGAACGAAAGUCAGUGACAGCGAGGACUGUGAGGACAACAGAUCAGCGCAGCAGAAUCUCCGCGACAUCCGCAACAACGUGGUGGUUCUUCUCACGGCCCUCCUGCCCCAACUGGACCUGGCUGGCAUCAGUAUGGAGACCACCGAUGUAGACAACAUCCUGCAGCAGAUCAUUGAGGUCAACUCACUAAAACUAUGAUCAGGACUAAUCCCAAGAUGAAGACUUGUUUUUAUUGUAUUUUUUUAUACAAAGUUUGGUUUGAUAGAACUAUAUGUAAGUUAAUAUACAGCAUGCUGUUGUAAUUAUCUUUAAAUGCUCCCUAUACUCAGUAAUGUCAUAUUUUUAUGGCCAUGUGGUAAACACUUUGUGUAGACAUACAAGACUGCGUGGCUUGUUAUAGUAACUCAGUGUGAUUUAAAUUACAGUCUAGAUGUAUACAUUGAAAGCCCUGGCACUGACUAGUAUACCAUGACAUUGUGCAAACAAAUCUGAAAAAUAGGCACAAGAAUAUUUGGUGCUAUUUUGCAUACACACCAAUCAGCCACAAUAUUAUGACCGGUAGGCAGGUGGUCAUAAUGUUGUGGCUGAUCGGUGUAGUUGCAUAAAAACAAACAGUUGUCCAGAAAUGUAUAUUCCCAUAAUUCACGAAACACCAAGUCUGACUGCCCCUAGUUAUGAAGCUUUCCUCUACACAUGUGUUGCUUGUUGGCAGCAGUCUGUGGUCAUAUAAUUUUUAAUGCAAGCUACAGUCUUUAAUAAGCUUUGUUGAGAGCCUGUGGUCCCCACUGCUUUUCUUUGGGAAAUAUUUCCUAAUUUUUCAAAGCAAAGUUGAGUUCAGUUCAGAGGCCGUGUCAUUUCGGGGCACCGUUCAUCUCAAGUUCAAGACCUUAUAUUGUCAUAGGUAGAAUUCUAGCCAUUUCCCAUUGAGAAACCAGACACAGCGUGCUAGAAAACAUGACCAGUGAGAAACAAAGAAAAAAAACAAACACUGGACACCUUAGUCAGGCCAGUAAAUCCAGAUCAGAAACAUGUAGCUCCAGAGUCAGAGAUAUCGCAGGAUGGUAAAGAGACAGGAGGAAGCAGAAACUACAGAAAGAGAAGACACAAAGGUACUGACUUGCACUUGUGGCAUAUAAAUGCAAGGAGAGUGCAUCAUGGGAAGCCUGGGCCUGUAGCAGCAUAACCACGGCAUGAGCCUCUAACCCUAACCCUGUAAAGUUUUAAAAGCCUGAUCUUAAAAGUAAAGAGGGCUUCUACCUCCUGAUCUGAUUCCACAACAGAAGAACCUAAUAACUGAAGCUCCCGCCUCCUAUUCUGCUUUUGUAAACUCUGUAAGUUUGUACUCUGAAAACAGGACUGAUAUGGUGCUGUGACGUCUUUAACCCUUUGAUGCACAACAUGGGUCAAAAGAUAUCCAUAUUCCAUUGAGUAUGGGUCACUUUUGUAAGUGAAAGUAGCAAAAACAUGGAGUUGCUUUUCAGUAUCACUUCAUGCAGGUAAAAGUACGCCGUAAAGGAUAAAAUAACUCCAAAGAUUCCUCAUAUUAGUGCAGGAGACCAUUCAGAUCGUUGGAUAAUGUGGUUCAAAUGCGUUUAAGUCCUGAUACGUGCGUUGUGCUGUUGUUUGUUUUGCUUGUUUUAUUAAAAUGAGUCAUAUAUGUUUUCUAUCAUCAGUUCUAUCUAACUGAUGGAGUAAUUUGUUUACUUAUAACUAAUAAAGAAGACUCCACAUGUUUGCAUGAAAAUACUGAAACUA
Messenger RNA from Amphiprion ocellaris (clown anemonefish), 4362 nucleotides. RefSeq lists its product as uncharacterized. Gene Ontology annotation, cellular component: nucleoplasm; nucleus. The transcript has 17 exons. The coding region runs from base 91 to 2805 and encodes 904 amino acids. The record is from RefSeq and is a predicted model, not a curated record. NCBI's taxonomy places the organism in Eukaryota, Metazoa, Chordata, Actinopteri, Pomacentridae. Gene Ontology annotation, molecular function: ATP hydrolysis activity; zinc ion binding.